This is a messenger RNA of Schistocerca cancellata (South American locust), 1624 nucleotides long. RefSeq names its product GSK-3-binding protein FRAT2-like. The record is from RefSeq and is a predicted model, not a curated record. Gene Ontology annotation, cellular component: cytoplasm. NCBI's taxonomy places the organism in Eukaryota, Metazoa, Arthropoda, Insecta, Orthoptera, Acrididae. The coding region runs from base 115 to 576 and encodes 153 amino acids. The transcript has a single exon.
GGUUUGACCCAUUCACUAGCGAGACGUGGGAGAAAGAACGUGUUGUCGGUUUUACUAGUGCCUUGCUGCAGUUUUGUUUACUAAUUCCUCGAAAAGUUUCGGGAAUAGUUAGUAAUGCCAAGUAAAGAAGAGAUGUGUAUUCUGUCUGGCAAUAACGGUUCCACAACGCAAGAUUUCAUGGCACGAGAUAUGGAAGAGCUCGUGUCAGAAAUCAAGGAAAACCUUCGCCUUUCUGGUUUAAAGACGAGGUCGUCAUUUUCGCUUCACAAGUCUCGAGCAUCACCAUACAGGAUACCGAGCAGAAGUUGGAGCGAUUCAACUUGUGAUGGCUGCUUAAAAUCUGGCAACAGCUGUAGUGGUCAUACGUGCCUCACUGUCAACAGGAAGUCCUCGAAAUCUACGGAUGCUUCAACUGACGAUCCGUAUGAAAUGCUGCAGGAGCUUCUGCGUGAUGGAAGUCUUAUCAAGGAAGCAGUUCGGCGGUUGCAGAAGGGACUGUCUCCAAAGCAGAGGUACUUCUACGACUCCGACGAGGAUGUAUGCAGUCCGCUUCGAAUGUGCCAUCUGGAGAUUUGACUUUACCGAAACUGCAGAAAUAGUCCUUUCUGGAGUGACGGGUGUACAAAUUGUGAAGUGCAGGCGUAUGUCGUUAGUCAAAACAGUUGGUGUUGCGUAUACGAGCUGUAGCGUUACGCUGAAAGUAUCGAAAUUCUGGAGGUGUGCAGGCAUUGAGUGAAUUAUUUCUUCGUAUAUCCUGAAUGAAAACGUGGAUUACGCUUAAUUUUUCUGUGUCUUUCAACUAUUAUUAACCUAUGAAUGUUGUACGCUUAUGAAAUGUGGAAAAAUAUCUUCUAUUUCCAUCGAUUGUAUACUAGUUGCAGUACAUUACAUCUGUGUAGUUGAUGUGUAUAUUUGUUUUAAAACGAGUGAGAGGAUGAAUCUAUAAAAAUGUUUGUAUUUAUAAAGUAUUUAAAAGUGAAUGUGUGAUGUUCGACAAGGUUGACAUUCCCGUCUUGUUCAGUACUGACGUAAGUUGCCGAUAAUUUUUCAUUUAUUGUAUUGUCAUUGAUCUCAUUAAAUCAAUGCAAUGUUCUUGUUUCGAAAGCUUAAUGCUACAAUUUGAAGUUUAACUUAGUUUGUGGCGUCAGUGUCUUUGUGUGUUUCUCUCAUACUCAUAGUUGUGAUUUCUCAGUCAUAUGUGUGUUGGAUACAGUAUUUAAAAUGCACACGUUUCUCCUAAUGUAAGAGUAAGAGCUUGUAGGGUGAGAAGAAAUUCUCGUAAAUGUUAAAGGGUCGCUUUAACGAGUUUUUUCUUUCUGAUAACCAGUAUUGUUAUGUGGACAAUAUAAAAUCUUAAACUAGCGUGGCACUUGUUAAAAACAAGUCGAAUGUUCUGUCCGAAAUAAGAUUUUGCCGUUUCUUUAAUUGUUGCUGUCAUUUUGUUCCAGCUUUCUACUGUUAAUUUCAGAACGUGUUUUGUAUGUGUCGGUUUCAGAUUGAAAAGGAUUAUACAGUUUUAUGACAAGGAUUUAAUUAUGAAAGUCCAUGUAUUUACUGUGCAUGUUUUAGUGCAUAGAAUCCAUUGUUCAUUAUUGAACAGAAACAUUAAAACGUAUUAUUUUGA